Podarcis raffonei (Aeolian wall lizard) is the source of this 4073-nucleotide messenger RNA. It is a transcript of the gene UBXN6, whose product is annotated as UBX domain protein 6. Gene Ontology annotation, cellular component: cytoplasm. The record is from RefSeq and is a predicted model, not a curated record. Gene Ontology annotation, molecular function: protein binding. The transcript has 11 exons. Bases 50 to 1369 code for a protein of 439 amino acids. Lineage: Eukaryota; Metazoa; Chordata; Lepidosauria; Squamata; Lacertidae.
UGGGGAUUCGUGAGGUGAGGGGGGGAGGGGCGCUCUCGACGCCGCCGCCAUGAAGAAGUUUUUCCAGGAUAUCAAAGCGGAGCUACAGUUCAAGGGAGCCGGGCCGGGCCAGAAGCUCAGCGAGUCGCCUAGAGAAAGAGCUCCGAAGGAGAAGCCGAAAACUGACCCUCCUCCCAAGUGUCGCCAAGGGCCGACCAAUGAAGCUCAGAUGGCGGCGGCAGCAGCCCUGGCCCGGCUGGAGCAGAAGCCCAAACCUCGUCCCCCCUCAUCCCAAGACGCCAUCCGGAAUCAGGUGAAAAAGGAGCUUAUGGCUGAAGCAGCAGCAAGCGACAAGGGAGCCUCUGUGGAUCAGAAGAAUUCUUUACCUGCUCUUCAAGAAGAAGAUCCCUCCAUGCUGUCCGUCUCAGGAGUCUACUUCACUUGCCCUUUAACUGGGGCCACCGUCCGGAAGGAUAAAAGAGAGGCGCAGAUCAAAAAGGCCAUCCUUGAGCAUGCUGCCCAAGACCCCGUGGCUGCUGCCAUCAUGGAAAUCCACACUUGCAACAGGGACCGGGAAAAGGUCAAACUCGGAGUGGAGACCAUUGCAAAGUACCUUGACAACAUCCACCUCCAUCCAGAGGAAGAGAAGUACCGGAAAAUCAAACUGCAGAACAAAGUGUUCCAGGAAAGGAUCCACUGUCUGGAGGGGACGCACAAGUUUUUCCAGGCCGUCGGGUUUGAAAAGGCCACCCUCAGUGUCCCGGGACAAGAAGAGGCCACAGAGGACUUCUAUGUCCUGAAGGAGGGGAAGCUGGGCGACCUGAAGGAGCAGAAGGAGAAGCUUCUGAGCGGGGAGCCGCUCCGGGCCCAGCUGGACCGCCAGCUCCGCAUCUUUAAGCCGUCCCCCCAGGCCUCCCGCUUCGAGCUGCCAAGCGACUUCUUCAGCAUCACUGCCGAGGAGCUCAAGCGGGAACAGAGGCUCCGGACAGAAGCGGUUGAGAAGGCAUCGAUGCUGAGAACGAAAGCCAUGCGGGAGAAGGAGGAGCAGAGGGAGCUGAGAAAGUACAACUACGCCUUGCUGCGCAUCCGCUUCCCGGACGGGUACAUCUUACAAGGGACGUUCUACGCCCGGGAGCCCGUCUCAGCCCUUUACCAGUUUGUGCGAGAGACGCUGCAGAACAACUGGCUUCCCUUUGAGCUUCUGGCCCCCGGAGGCCACAAACUGACCGACGAGAGCAUGGCGCUGAAUGAAUGUGGCCUGGUGCCGUCUGCCCUUCUGACGUUCGUCUGGGAUGCCGACGUCAUGGCGGAUAUCAAGGCUUCCGGCGGGGAGCGCAUGGAGAGCGUUCUGAAGCCGGACCUCCUGCUGACCGUGCAGACCCUGUCCUGAAAAUAAAAGCAAACCGGGAUUAGAUCCAGCCCCGUCCCUCGUGGUCCCCUUCUCCCGUGUUUCUUACGGACGCUGCUUCGGGCGCUCCAGUAACUCCCUGUCUUGUGAACACUAAAUGGGGGCGGAAAUAGGGAGCGGGGAGGCUGCUGUUUUUCCUAGUAUUAGGGCCCUGGAAUCAGAGUAGCCGUGGCCGGAGCAGUUGCCUCGCCAGGCAGUAGCGCAUGGAGGACUUGGAACUGGUUCAAAACGAGUUGGAUCAAGAGAGAUAUUUUUACAGGGCUGCUUAUUUUUUGUCUUCUAUUUAUAACCUUCCCUCGGAGGGGUCCUAACCUCUUUCUAGCCUCAAAACGAAGCUUCUUGCUGGGGAAAAACAAAGAUCAAAACACUACCCUGCCCUGGCGACACGAAUCGGCUUGUUCCGAGGGGCCAGGAGCGCUUCCUUUUUGCUUCCGUUCCACAAACCUUGUUCCUCCCCGAUCCCGGGCUAGGAAGAAGCUUUUUUUCUGUUCCGUUUUUGGUCUGUAACUGAGUCAGCCUACAGGCAGGAGAAGCUGUUGGCUUUAUUAAAGAAGAUGUGCUGCCACAGGUACUUGGGGUGUUUUGUCUUCCAGAGCAGCAGGUGAUGAGAGCGGCGAACGGCGCAAGGGGAGAGAGGUUGUGGCUUGGUGGUGGAGCAUCUCAUCCGCAUGCAAGUGGGAGGGGGGACUGCCUGGUCCUGAAUGGGGCAACUGUGCCCCUGAAGGACCAGGUGCGCAGCCUGGGAGUCGUUUUGGACUCACAGCUGUCCAUGGAGGCGCAGGUCACUUCUGUGUCCAGGGCAGCUAUUUACCAGCUCCACCUGGUACGCAGGCUGAGACCCUCCCUGCCUACAGACUGUCUUGCCAGAGUGGUGCAUGAUCUGGUUAUCUCCCGCUUGGACUACUGCCAUGCGCUCCACGUGGGGCUACCUUUGAAAGCGAGUCGGAAACUUCAACCAAUCCAGAAUGCGGCUGCCAGACUGGUGACUGGGAGCGGCCACCAGAACCAUAUAACACCAGUCCUAAAAGACCUGCAUUGGCUCCCAGUACAUUUCCGAGCACAGUUCAAAGUGUUGGUGCUGACCUUUAAAGCCCUAAAUGGCCUCGGUCCAGUAUACCUGAAGGAGCGUCUUCACCCCCAUCAUCCAGCCCAGACACUGAGGUCCAGCUCCGAGGGCCUUCUGGCGGUUCCCUCCCUGCUAGAAGUGAGGUUACAGGGAACCAGGCAGAGGGCCUUCUCAGUGGUGGCGCCCUCACUGGAAUGCCCUCCUGUCAGAUGUCAAGGAACUAAAACAACUGUCUGACUUUUAGAAGACCUCUGAAGGCAGCCCUGUAUAGGGUUUUUAAUGUUUGACAUUUUAUUAUGGUUUUUCUGUGCCCAGAGUGGCUGGGGCAACUCAGCCAGAUAAGUGGGGUAUAAAUAAUAACAGUACUAGACCCCAGGUUAAGAUCUUACAUGUCACCAGGUUAAGACAUUGAAACUCUGCUAUCCUCCUUCAUGUUGCUCCCCCAUUAAGAGGUCUGGAGGGCGGCAGCACGAGAACGGGCCUUUUCUGUGGUGGCUCCCCAUUUGUGCAACGCUCUCCCCAGGGAGGCUUGCCUGGCACCUGCACCACCUAUCUUUUAGGUGCCGGGGGGAAAUGUUCUCUAUAACCAAGCUUUGGCGGAUUAGCAUUCUGCAGCCUUUUAAAUCUGUAGGAGGGAGAGGCCGUUGGUUUUCGUUUUAUGUAUUUUGCAGUCCCAUUUUUUAUUUUUAUGUCGUGAGCUGAUCUGUGAUCUUCGAACGAAGGGCAGUUACACAAAUUUAAUAAUAAAAGUACUAUUACCACAACCUUCAGGUCUCAUGGUGGCUGAUAGCAAUUUGAAACUCCGUAUUAAAUAUUAAAAACAAUUAGUCACAGGAAUAGGGUGAGGGGCGGAAGAGCUGGGACCACUCUGGAAGUUGUUAAGUCUUGCAAAUAAUGCUCAGCAUGGGGAAGGAUGAGGCCCCUCACCUUUGCUUUACACACAGAAGCUUCCAUUUAGUCCCUGCCAGGGCGACUGCAGAUUGCAGAAACAAGUGUGUACCUUAGAGUGGAGGAAUGAGCUAUAGAAGCAGUUUGCUCUCUCCACCGGUUUAUGGAUUUAUCUGGAAGCCGGGUUUUCUGCUGAAAGGGAUAGAUGUCAUCUUCUUUGGCGAUCCCUUGUAGCCGAGUAAGAUUGUCUUCCAUGAACACGGUCUUAACAGUGAGUCCGCAAAUGACUGGGGAGGCCAAUUCUGGAUCCACACAUCCUUCCGCAGUGGGGACAUAGGUUUCCAGGCAGGAGUUGAUCCCAGUGAGGGUUUGCCAAGCGUUCCUUCCUCUUAGCACGUUUCUCCCUUGUGUCCUGAGUUCGAGCGUCUUCAAAGCCUAGGACACCUUUGGUCAAGGCUGUUCUCCAGCUGGAGCGCUUGCAGGCCAGUGUUUCCCAGUUGUCGGUGUUUAUACUGCAUUUUUUAAUAUUUGCCUAGCUGUUCAUGGAAGCGCAGGUUACCGUGGGUAGGCAAACUAAGGCCCAGGGGCUGGAUCCAGCCCAAUCGCCUUCUAAAUCUGGCCCACAGACGGUCCGGGAAUCAGCGUGUUUUUACAUGAGUAGAAUGUGUCCUUUUAUUUAAAAUGCAUCUCUGGGUUAUUUGUGGGGCAUAGGAAUUCGUUUGUCUCCCCCCC